Messenger RNA from Closterium sp. NIES-65, 1653 nucleotides. Lineage: Eukaryota; Viridiplantae; Streptophyta; Zygnematophyceae; Desmidiales; Closteriaceae. The record is from the annotation of a GenBank genome assembly.
AUGGCGUCGCCCUCGCGCACCUCCCCGCCAUCCCCGCGCGGCCCCAACUUCUUCGCGGGCAAUCCGCUGCUGCCACGUAAGCAGGAGAAAGCCAGCGUGGCGCAGCUCCUCAGCCCGCCCGACAGCGUUCCCGCCACACCGCCGCUCCCGCCGCUUUCCUCCCGCCCUAACUCCGCGCUUCCCGGCUCCGCGCCCGCGAAAUCCCCCUUGGGCGUGCUGGCGGUUCUGGACGGGCGUGUCCUCGUCGCCUGGUCGCAGCGCCGCCUUCCAUCCGCCGCUGUCGCUGCCUCCGAUGACGUACCUCCAACGAAGGCUCGGCAAUCCGGGCGUGCAACAGACCCGGUAACAGGUUCGGCAGCAGGUUCGGCAGUAGGCGCGGACGCAUUGGCCUCUGGCUGGUGCCUGGCCUGGCAGCCGCUGUCCUCGUUCGAAGGUGGGAGCAGCAGCAGCGGAGGGGGUAGCAACAGCGGCAGCAGGGUGCGGGAGAAGCUGGUGUAUCUGGGGGAGAGGCUCGGCGCGCCCCACUUCGCCCUCGAAGUGCAACUCGACCCCUCCGCCUCUGCUGCCGCUGCUGCCCAUGCCGCUGCUGCUGCUGCUGCUGCUGCCCCCUCCUCCGCUGCUGGUGCCACUACCGCUGUUGGCCCCACCGCUGCCAAUGCUGCCGCCAGUGGUGCUGCAGGCACUGCCGCAGCAGGGGCGGAAGUGAGAGGAGGGGGAGGAGGAGGAAGAGGAGGCGGGGACGUGGCGGGUCAACGGCUCACUGCCAGCCUGGCAACUCCUGCCACGCCUCCGCCCAGCCCUGACACGCCUGCCGAACCUGCUGUCGAGCCUGCGCUCGCUGCCCCUGCCAAAACUGGCGCAGCCGCUGCCAGCAUUGCUCGCGACGCGACCGCGAAUCAGGCUGCGGAGAACGAGGCAGCACAGGGGAAUGGCAGCAGGGAUAAUGGGGGCAGUGGUGACGGAGGGGGGGGAGGAGAGCGAGGAGAGGGAGGAGAGAGAGGAGCAGGAGGAGGAGGGCGGGGUGAGAGAGGAGGGGGAGGAGGGCGAGGGGAGAGGGAAGGGGGAGGGGUGGUGAUGGUGGCGGGGUAUGGGCGGGCAGUGUUUGUGGAUCUGCGCACGCUCAUGCUCGCCACGCAUCCCCUUGACGCCCAUGCACGCCACGACCUCGCAAUUGCUGGCCAUGCGCGCGCCCUGCUAGCAUGGCAUCGCUCGGCGCGCUUCUGUGGCACGUGUGGGGCGCGCACGGCCCCCUGUGAGGCGGGCAACCGCCGCCUCUGCCCCGUCGCUGCCUGCCGCUCCAAGCUCUACCCACGCAUCGACCCGGUGGUGAUAAUGCUGGUGGUGCAUGCACGGUCGGAUCGAGUGCUGUUGGCACGGCAGCACCGCUUUCCCGACGCCAUGUGGAGCUGCCUCGCUGGUUUCAUGGAGCCCGGGGAGAGUCUAGAGGAGGCAGUGGCAAGGGAAGUGAGGGAAGAGGUGGGGCUGUGCAUCACUCACACGCGCUACCACUCGUCGCAGCCGUGGCCUGUGGGGUUCGGCAGCAUGCAGUGUCAGCUGAUGGUGGGCUUCUAUGCCUUUGUGGACGACACUGCUGUUACCCUCAACACACACGAGCUGCAAGCCAAUGGUGGGCGUUUUUGCAUUCAUCAAUAA